GUUUCAGGUUGGUAGAGCCUGCUAAAACACAGCAGCUAGGCACAGAAGACAGUCAAACAGAGAGGUCGCACAGCGUAGUUUAAACAAGUACACUAUCCCCGCAAAACUGACAAGUAGCCAGUGGAUGAGAUUCUUUGAGCUCUCUGGGACCAAACCCAGCGUGACAAACACCUGUAGGUUAUUCUCCUAACCACCAUCCCAGUUCUCCGUUCAAUGCCUAACACUGUGGAAAGUGAAGGCGCUAAGGUAUCUGCUAGUACUGGUCAGGAGGCCCCAUCACCGGCCCCGGGCAGAGAGGAUGAGCCUGAGCGCAGCUUCCUGAGCCCGUCGACACGUGAUGCGCUGCGGGCGCGACGGGCAUCCAGUGCCGAGCUCCAGCUUCCAUGGACCUGCCCUGUAACACAUUCCAGGGAGAAGUUCUACACCGUCUGCUCAGACUACGCGCUGCUUAACCGAGCCCGACCCGUCAUCACAUCUGAAGAUGGGCCGGCUGCAAAUCCAGACGGCGGGACGUCAUUAGUCAAGCACAACACUGCUUCAGCCACCCAGAGUCAUUCUGGGGGAAUAAGUGUGUCUUUAGAUGGGAACUGUGACAUGGAGGGUGUGACAUCUAGCAACCAGCCUGUGCUGGCCUGGGAGAUUGACACCUCAGAUUUUGAAGCGGUUUUAAUACGAAAGGCCAGGACAAGUAAUGUAAAGAAAUUAAACUCGAAGAAAAUGAAAUCCUCAGACAGGCCAAUCAGAAACCUCCAAGAUCUGCCACCACAGGCCUCUCUGGAGGAUAUCAAACAGAGAAAAGUCCUCGACCUCCGCAGAUGGUACUGCAUUAGCCGUCCGCAAUAUAAAACUUCAUGUGGAAUCUCUUCACUGGUCUCCUGCUGGAACUUUCUCUACAGUACUUUAGGAGCAGGCAGUCUUCCACCUAUUUCUCAAGAAGAGGCCCUGCAUAUACUCGGCUUCCAGCCUCCAUUUGAAGACAUCAAAUUUGGACCAUUUACAGGCAAUGCCACUUUGAUGCGAUGGUUCAGACAACUCAAUGAUAAUUUUCGUGUCCGAGGAUGCUCAUACAUUCUGUACAAACCUCACGGGAAGCACAAGACAGCAGGAGAGACAGCUGAUGGAGCUCUGAUAAAGCUGACCCAGGGCCUCAAAGAUGAGUCCAUGGCCUACAUUUACCACUGUCAAAAUCACUACUUCUGUCCUGUGGGCUAUGAAGCUACACCAAUAAAAGCAGCCAAAGCAUACAGGGGUCCAUUGCUUCAUAAUGAGAUGGAACACUGGAUUCUCAUUGGUGAACCAAGCAGGAAACACCCUGCAAUCCACUGUAAAAAGUGGGCAGAUAUUGUGACGGAUCUAAACAGUCAGAAUCCAGAAUACUUGGACAUUCGCCAUUUAGAGAGAGGCAUUCAGUAUCGUAAAACCAAGAAGGUAGGGGGCAAUCUUCAUUGCAUCAUGGCCUUCCAAAGAGUAAACUGGCAAAAGUUGGGACCGUGGGCACUGAAUCUUGAAAACCUGAGGCAUGAUCUCCACCAUCAGGCUUCAGAGAACAGAGGCCAAGCAGGACCAGAGGACGGUUCUGAGGAGAGAUCAGCAAAACGUCUGGGCAGGUCCCUCAGCACAGGGAACCAAAAGUCAGACAAUGGUUGGAAGCGUUUGUCCAACACAGCUGAGUACAGGCACAGAGGCUCUCCAGAUAGUGACCCAGAUGAAGACAUAAACGACUAAAUCUUAAAUGUCCAACCCUCCACGGGAGGACACUUAUUGUGUAUUCAGCCAUUUAAAGAAUAUUUACCUUUCCAGGUAGUUAACGAAAAUAAAAGGUAAUAAUUAGAUAUGUAUUAUACAUCGCAGACAAAAUGGGGAGUAGUGGUUAAAGCUUAGGGCUUGUAACCGUAAGGUUGCUGGUUUCUUGUAAGGAAUGAGCUAUCAUCCUUGUGUCCUUGAGCAAAACUUUAAUUCCAGGUUUCUUAACAUGGAUUGUGCUGAUAAUCAAUUAACAUUGGCAUUCUUUUGCAACAUAAUGUAAAGUCUUGGUCAUGUAAUGAUCUUUUGUAUUCUUUCCGAAAUACUACCCAUAAUCCCUCCAAGAUGUUAAGUCACCUCUCUGAUAGGUCAGUGCUGCUUUUUGAAACAUUGUGAAUAAAUGGAUAAAGAAACUAGUGCAAGUAAUUGCACUGUGUGUACCAAGGAUAUGAUGAACAUUUACUUUUCAGAUCAAUAUUUCUUCUGUUAUUUUCUACUUUUUUGAAGUACAGUGUGGACUAUGUUAUAGAUGAAAAAUCUUGAUGUUACUAACACUAAAUAUUAACGGUCAAAGUUAUCAUAGAUCUGAAGAUACUGGAGUGUUUAACAAUGUCACACAACAGGAUGGGGUUAUAUGAAAUAUUUGUUUGCGUGAAAUAACAUAGGAUGGAGCCAUCUGUAAAUAGUACCUUGAAGGAUUACAGUGAUGUUCUUUGUGAAAUGCUGUAAUCUAAGAUUGCAUGAUUGCCUCCAUAUUGUGCAUUGCAAAUUGUGUUCUUUGGUGAUAGUUCACCCAAAAAUGAAAAUUCUGUCAUAAUUUACUAAAGAACCCAAACAAUUAUAUUUUAAAGAAUGAACAUCGGCGGUACCUAUUGACUCGCAUUGGUUUUGUGUCCAUACAAUAGAAGUGAAUGGGUACCGCCAUUGUUCGGGUGCCAACAUUCUUCAAAUUAUCUUUUGUGUUCUGCAAAAUAAAUAGUCAUACAGGUUUGAAAUGACAAGAGGGUAGGUAACUGACAGAAUAUUCAUUUUUGGGUAAAUUAUCCCUUUAACACAGCAACAUCUAAUAUAAUGUUUAAUGUCCAGUCAUCACAAAUCUCAAGUGAAUCUGUUGUGUUGGUAUUUUUUAUUUAUAAAUAAAAUAUUUAUACACAUUCUUA
This is a messenger RNA of Triplophysa rosa, 2903 nucleotides long. Its product is annotated as basic immunoglobulin-like variable motif-containing protein. Gene Ontology annotation, biological process: nucleotide-excision repair. The transcript is spliced from 10 exons. Lineage: Eukaryota; Metazoa; Chordata; Actinopteri; Cypriniformes; Nemacheilidae. The record is from RefSeq and is a predicted model, not a curated record. Bases 214 to 1725 code for a protein of 503 amino acids. Gene Ontology annotation, molecular function: single-stranded DNA binding; DNA endonuclease activity. Gene Ontology annotation, cellular component: nucleus.